This is a messenger RNA of Pediculus humanus corporis (human body louse), 1755 nucleotides long. RefSeq names its product NMDA-type glutamate receptor subunit 1, variant, putative. Gene Ontology annotation, molecular function: NMDA glutamate receptor activity; transmitter-gated monoatomic ion channel activity involved in regulation of postsynaptic membrane potential. Lineage: Eukaryota; Metazoa; Arthropoda; Insecta; Psocodea; Pediculidae. The transcript is spliced from 10 exons. Gene Ontology annotation, biological process: synaptic transmission, glutamatergic; modulation of chemical synaptic transmission. The record is from RefSeq and is a predicted model, not a curated record. Gene Ontology annotation, cellular component: postsynaptic membrane; plasma membrane. Bases 1 to 1755 code for a protein of 584 amino acids.
AUGAAUUUAUUCGAAUUUAAAAAUAAAACAAUUUCCGGUCACGAGGAUUUGUUAAGUGACAAAAGAGUAACGAGAUAUUUAAAAUCACCCACGAAUCACGACUACGAUAAAAAUAUUAUUAAUAAUAAUAAUAAUAAUAAUAAUAAUAAUAAUACGUUAACGAUAGCAAUUAUUUUACCACAUACGAAUUUCGGAGUGCGAGAAUAUAAAAGAGUUACAAAUUCAGCAAUUAAUAAUCUUCAUCGGGGUAGAGGUCAAAGGUUUCAAUUUUUAAAAAAAUAUAAAUUCGGAUCUGAACAAGUUAAAAGUACAAUGAUGACGUUAACUCCGAGUCCUACAGCCAUAUUAAAUUCGUUGUGUCAAGAAUUUUUAACCGUUAACGUGUCCGCCAUUUUGUAUUUAAUGAAUUAUGAAAAAUAUGGAAGGAGCACAGCAUCAGCACAAUAUUUUUUACAAUUAGCCGGUUAUUUAGGUAUUCCUGUAAUUGCAUGGAAUGCUGAUAAUUCGGGUUUAGAAAGAAGAGCUUCACAAUCGAAUCUUCAAUUACAAUUGGCACCAUCAUUAGAACAUCAAACGGCGGCCAUGUUGAGUAUUUUGGAAAGAUAUAAAUGGCAUCAAUUUUCCAUAGUCACAAGUCAAAUAGCCGGACAUGAUGAUUUUGUACAAGCUGUAAGAGAAAGCGUUACAAAUAUGCAAGAUCGUUUUAAAUUUACAAUAUUGAAUUCCGUUUUGGUAACCAAACCUCAAGAUCUUCAAGAAUUAGUAAAUAGCGAAUCAAGGGUCAUGCUUUUAUAUUCAACAAGAGAAGAAGCAACUCAUAUAUUAUCACAAGCUAAAGAUUAUAAAAUAACAGGUGAAAAUUAUGUUUGGGUAGUUACACAAUCGGUCAUUGGUGACGUACAAGCUCCAGGAGAAUUUCCUGUGGGAAUGUUAGGUGUUCAUUUUGAUACAUCAAGUCAGAGUUUGGUGAAUGAAAUUACGACAGCCAUAAAAGUUUAUGCUUAUGGAGUUGAAGAUUUUGUUAAUGAUCCAAGAAAUAUUGAUAAGUCACUCAAUACACAAUUAUCUUGUGGAAAACAAAUUGGUGAUGGCAGAUGGAAAAUCGGUGAUAGAUUUUUCAGGUACCUGCGAAACGUUAGCGUGGAAGGAGAACAUGGUAAACCAAAUAUUGAAUUUACAGCAGACGGUUUGUUAAAAUCAGCAGAACUUAAAAUAAUGAACUUGAGACCUGGUACAAGUAAACAAUUAGUUUGGGAAGAGAUUGGAGUGUGGAAAUCAUGGCAAAAACAAGGAUUAGAUAUAAAAGAUAUUGUAUGGCCUGGUAACAGUCAUACACCUCCUCAAGGCGUACCAGAAAAAUUUCACAUGAAAAUUACUUUUUUAGAAGAACCUCCUUAUAUAAAUUUAGCUCCACCUGAUCCCGUGACAGGAAAAUGUUCCAUGAAUCGUGGAGUCCUUUGCAGAAUUGCUAAAGAUGUUGAAUUAUUAGAAGAAGUUUCAGAUUCUCCUAGAAAUGGAAGUUUUUAUCAGUGUUGUAGCGGUUUUUGUAUUGAUCUUCUUGAAAAAUUUGCUGAAGAAUUGGGAUUUACAUAUGAGCUUGUGAGAGUGGAAGAUGGAAAAUGGGGGACUUUGGAGAAUGGAAAAUGGAAUGGUUUAAUAGCAGAUUUAGUUAAUAGAAAAACGGAUAUGGUUAUGACAUCUUUAAUGAUUAAUUCUGAAAGAGAAGCCGUCGUGGAUUUUACCCCCGUUUUAUGA